CAGGCGGAGCCGGCAUCGGAGCCAUGCUGCCGCCUUGCCACCGCCUGGCGCCGCCGCCGCGGCACUGCGCAAUGCACGUCGUGCUCCUGGCGUUGAUGUCGCGCUUUGUGCUACCGUGUUCCAGUCAAACUGUGCCAGGCAAUUCAAACAUCUUCCACGGUGCUCAUGACUACCUUCCGUUCCGCGCCCCAGGAGGUUGCACAGAGCUGCCGCUACAGUACUCCUCGCUGUUGGGCUGGACAUUGGACCAGCAGGUUGACCACGCCAAGCGCUUGGGCUGCCCUGGUCUCGGGUCGGGCUGGGAGUGGAGCCGUUCCGUCAGCCUGCGCUACGAUUAUGGCGACCGCGCUGCUUUUGACAUGCAGUAUUGUUCCCUCUGCCAGCCGGGUCUCGACCAAUGUGUACUCAAGUGGUUUGGCACAGCGACGUGGUGCAAGGGGCGGUGCCCCUCCAGCUGGACUGCUGUGGCCAGAGGCACCGACACACUACAACCAACGGUCCGCGAUGAAGCGCCCUACAUCCAUUAUGGCGAUGCAUGCAAUGCGGGAGCCAAAGUGCUGUGCAAGUUGUGCGGUCGCAAGGAGUGCAACGGCUGCACAUACACCUGGAGGGGCACCGCACCCAGCUGCUACGACACCUGCGAAAAGGGCGAGACGGUGGUGGCCACAGACACAUAUGGCGACGGCAAAGCAUGCAGUGUAGAUGGUUAUGGCUACAAGUUCUUGUGCGAGAAGUGUGCAUCGCCUAUCUAUGAUAUCCGCGGGUGCAACACACCUAGCUACUGGCAGGGCGAUGCCUGGAUGUGUGAGGGCGAGUGCGAUGUCGGCCAGUACGUGUACGACCGUGACAAGAGGGGCGAUGGCGCCAAGUGCCAGACCUGCCCGUUACUUGCCGAGUCGCGCGCCGCCGAUGCCUCCCUGCCGUUUGUUGCGUCUGCGGCCCGCGGGAAGUGCCACAAGCGCAAGUGUGGGGCGCCCCGGAGAGGGGCUCGCUUCACCGACAAGCCCGCCCUGCGGGUGCCGGGCGUGACGACCUACGCUGGUUGCUGCAAGCAGUGCCGCAUCACCACCGGCUGCCUGAGGUUCCAUGUGGGGCCCUCGGGCUGCGCCAUCUACAGGACCAGGGCCCAGGCUCGGACUGUCAGAGCCAAACGCUUCACCGCUGCUUAUCAUGUGCUGGCUGCUUGAACACGUGGCGUGCAAUGUGUAACAGUCACAACCUG
This is a messenger RNA of Chlorella variabilis, 1222 nucleotides long. Its product is annotated as expressed protein. NCBI's taxonomy places the organism in Eukaryota, Viridiplantae, Chlorophyta, Trebouxiophyceae, Chlorellales, Chlorellaceae. The record is from RefSeq and is a predicted model, not a curated record. The transcript has 9 exons. Bases 24 to 1187 code for a protein of 387 amino acids.